Molecule: messenger RNA, 1184 nt
Organism: Nipponia nippon (crested ibis)
Lineage: Eukaryota; Metazoa; Chordata; Aves; Pelecaniformes; Threskiornithidae
Source: RefSeq, a predicted model, not a curated record
CUCCUGUCUGCAGAUCUGACUGAUUGCCUGGCACUUCAUCUGUGGCAAGCAGGACAAUGGCUGCCAGCAAGAGCAAGAACCAGAGUUCCUUGGCCCUCCAUAAAGUAAUUAUGGUUGGCAGUGGAGGUGUGGGCAAAUCUGCACUCACUCUUCAAUUUAUGUAUGAUGAGUUUGUAGAAGACUAUGAACCUACUAAGGCUGACAGCUACAGGAAGAAAGUAGUUCUGGAUGGUGAAGAAGUUCAGAUAGACAUUCUGGACACAGCAGGACAGGAGGAUUAUGCAGCUAUCAGAGAUAACUAUUUCCGCAGUGGGGAAGGAUUUCUUCUAGUCUUCUCAAUAACAGAGCAUGAAUCCUUUACAGCAACAGCAGAGUUUCGGGAACAGAUCCUGCGUGUGAAGGCUGAAGAGGAUAAAAUCCCUUUACUGGUAGUGGGAAACAAAUCUGACUUGGAAGAGCGCAGACAAGUGCCUGUAGAAGAGGCUAGAAGUAAGGCAGAAGAGUGGGGUGUGCAGUAUGUAGAAACCUCUGCUAAAACUAGAGCGAAUGUAGAUAAGGUAUUCUUUGAUUUAAUGAGAGAAAUCAGAGCAAAGAAAAUGUCAGAAAACAAAGACAAGAAUGGCAAGAAAAGUGGCAAGAACAAGAAAAGCUUUAAAGAAAGAUGUUGCUUACUGUGAUGCUUGGGAACUGUAAAUAUCUAUCUACAGGUGGCAUGGAUAAGAUACCACUAAGGAUAUAGGGCUGGAUUCAUGAAAGGAAGUCUGUAUUGACUCCCUUAUCUUUUGCUUUGCAUAUCACACCUUCAAAAUGUGAAAACAGAACUUUGAACCCAUUUCCGGUAUCCAACAAAACCUAUGCCUACUUAAACUAAAAUAGGCUCUGUCUUCCCAAUGCCUUUCAAAACUAGAAACAGUUUCAGAACUACAAUCCUUCUGGUUGGUUAUACAAAGUACUUUCAUAUUAACUUCCUAGGUUACUCUAAUGUUUCUCUGAAUAUGUUUCUCUUGAAUCUCUACUGGCCUUAACAAGCACAGCUGUUCAGGUUCAAGCUUUUUUUUCCUACUGCUGCCCUCCUUGAUGUUGCAAGCUGCAGAGAAGCUAGAUGACAUCUGGUAAAGGGUUUGAGUCUCCAUCUUCCGUUAGUUGUCACUGAUAUUUCUUACACUGAAACCCACUGGCUUCCU